AUGCCUAACAACAGCCGCGUCCGCCGCUGCACACAGACCAGGCACUGCUGCUGGAGGGUGCAGUGCUGCGAAACCCUAGCGACAGGGGUGGUGCCCAGCCAGAUCGGCUCUGCAAGCCAGGCUCUAGCAUGGAUGACGCCUGAUGGGCGUUCCCCUCCCCACCUGGCCGGGCCGCGUGCCCGCAUCCGCAUCGGCUGCCCCUUGGUGCCGUGCGCGCUCGGUCGCUGGGAGCGCCAGUCGCGCGGGCUGGCGGUCGGCCGCGACGCGCGGGACGCGCUGCAGCCGGUGCUGCAGUACGUGAAGUCGGAGCAGGCGGCGGUCAAGGACAGCACCAUGAAGCAGGAGGUUGACCUGCUGCAGAAGCUCGUUGACCUCAAGCCGUAG
Monoraphidium neglectum is the source of this 384-nucleotide messenger RNA. RefSeq lists its product as hypothetical. The record is from RefSeq and is a predicted model, not a curated record. The transcript has a single exon. NCBI's taxonomy places the organism in Eukaryota, Viridiplantae, Chlorophyta, Chlorophyceae, Sphaeropleales, Selenastraceae. Bases 1 to 384 code for a protein of 127 amino acids.